Molecule: messenger RNA, 1304 nt
Organism: Colletotrichum acutatum
Lineage: Eukaryota; Fungi; Ascomycota; Sordariomycetes; Glomerellales; Glomerellaceae
Product: Rof/RNase P-like protein
Exons: 1
Coding region: 250-936 (228 amino acids)
Biological process (GO): tRNA 5'-leader removal; rRNA processing
Cellular component (GO): ribonuclease MRP complex; ribonuclease P complex
Molecular function (GO): ribonuclease P RNA binding
Source: RefSeq, a predicted model, not a curated record
GUUGCUGCUGCAGGAGCCACCCUGCUUCUGAUGCUUACCUUCACCAAUUGGAGAUGGGUACGUACCCAUCCAUAAUCUGGAGGCACUAACAUUUAAUUUUCCAUCUUUCCAGCGUCAACCUUGACUCUUCAAUUUCGACAAGCAAACACCACCAUCGCGACAUUUUGCGCCAGCACUGCUACACAGCGACUCAACACCAUCACGCUAUUGUCGCAGGCCUGCAAACUUCUACCAGGUUUGGGCGAAAUUAUGGCUCCUUCAAAUCAGCCCAUUACGCAGGCUCUCCUCGCCCGGGCGCACUCCCCCGACAGCGCCAACCGCCUCUUUUCCGAAAAGAUUCAGUACAGACCACUCUAUCUCAGACCAAGCUCGCCACCACCACCGUCAAACGCCCGAGAGACCCGUCGCAAGGCCCGUGAAGAAUCAAAAAGGAAACGAAAGCUCAAGCCGAAGCCCCUUUCAGCGCGCGAAAGACACAGGCGCGGCCUCUACGAAGUACCCCGCGAGGGCCAAAAAUACUCCAUUUUCGAACCCCUCCACCGCCUUUGGCUUGGCUACAUUGAAGAAAUACUGGGGUCAGAGCUCUACACAGGCGGCGCCUCUGCAUCGGCAAAACUGAGUGCUGCCGAGUUCCAUGGGGCUGCGGUUGAGGUGUCGCGCAGUUCUUGCCCGAGCAGAGUCGGCAUUCAGGGUAUCGUCAUCAAGGACGGCAAGUUUGCGUUCGAGAUUAUAACACCAAAAAAUGAUAUCAAGAUUGUGCCAAAGGAAGGGACGUGGUUCAAAUUCGAGAUACACGUCAAGGAGCCGGAUACGGAGGUAGCCACACAAGGCACCCCACGCCAGUUCGUCUUCGAGGUUCUCGGUGACCAAUUUCUGAUGCGCGGGGCGGAUCGUGCAAACAAAAAGUUCAAGCCUCACUACCUAAAAAACUUAUGAGGCAUGCACUCGGCGCAUGAUGGACUGCGACAUGCACUAGGCCUGGUUCGUCGACUGAAUGGCUCAAAGAAAGAAGAAAAAAAGGCCGGUAAUUGCUGAAAGCAAGUACGAGUUAAUGAAUUGCGCCUUAAUGCUAUGAACGCGGGGGCUUUUGUAGAAACAAGAGAGCGCAAAGAUAGACGUUCAGUGGAGGGAAGAUGGGGGUCAAAGAAGUACAAAAAUUGUGCCAUGCUCUGUUAAAAGAACAAAAGAAAAAGUGAAGCACUCUGAAUGGUGGAAUUUAACCGCUGAGACUCCCCGAGGUGGGCUCGAACCACCAACCUCCAGAUUAACAGUCUGACGCGCUAGCCAAUUGUGCCAUCGGGGAU